AUGAGUUCAGUUUAAAUGGACUGGAAAUGUGUCACUCAUAAUGGAACUAUUGUGUGUGCCUUAUAUGUGCUACAGUCAAUUAUGAUUGCAUUUCAUAUCUUGGCUAGAAGACAACGCAUCCCAAACAUCGAAUGUUAGCCAUCCUACGAUAUCAGGAAGCUGUAUCAGAAGUUGAUGGAGGAGCAUGGCCCUGCCCUCUUUAGACUCCUCCCUCCAAGGGAUACCGAAGAAUGUGCUGGCUGUUUCCAUGGAAACUAAGUACCAAUGCCAGCAGUGUCACCAGGUCCUGAGGAAGCCGGUCCAGGCUCAGUGUGGACAUCGCUUCUGUGUCCACUGUUUCAAACUGCUCACCAGCUCUGGACCCAAGCCCUGUGAAGCCUGUCGACAGGAGGAGAUAUACGAGGAGCCCCAGUCCAUUCUCAAUAGCAAUGAGGCUUUUCCAGACAAUGCAGCCGGUAGAGAAAUCGCCAGCCUGCCUGCCAAAUGUUUCAAUGGGGGCUGCUCUUGGACAGGUUGCAUCAAAGAAUAUGAGGCACAACACGAGGGCAAGUGCGAGUAUGAGCACGUACCAUGUGAAGCCUGCCAGGUCCUCAUCCUGCGCAGUGAAAAAGAGAGGCAUAACGAGAGAGAAUGUGAAGAAAGAACAUUGAACUGCAAGUACUGCAAAGUCUCCUUCAACUUCAAGCAGAUCAAGGCUCAUGAUGAAAUCUGCCAGAAGUUUCCCAUGCAAUGCAAGGACUGUGGAAAGAAAAAGAUCCCACGGGAAAAGUUUCAAGAUCACAGCAGAUCCUGUGCCAAGUCUAAGACUGCAUGUCCAUUCAGUGAGGUUGGCUGCAAGGCUGUGAUUGAUAAUGGAAAGCACAGUGACCACGAGCAGACGAGCGUCAUGGAGCACAUGCGUCUGAUCCUGGCGACGUCUAUGGUGCGGCUGCAGCGUCCGGAGGCCCCGGGGCCGGGGGAGUGGCAGGAGGACUCUGGCCUUGGCCUGUACCGCGCUCCUGAGGAGGGAGCCACAGCUUCUGCAGCCACAGUUGGGGGCGGAACUGCUGCCUCUGGACAGACCAGUGGCCUUGACCAUAAGGUGACAGUGCUGGAGAAUAUAGUGUGUGUACUGAACAGAGAAGUGGAGAGGAGCUCUCUCACUUUAGAGGCCUUCUCACGACAACAUCGACUAGACCAGGACAAGAUUGAGAACCUCAGCAACAAGGUGCGUCAACUAGAGCGUACUCUCACCAUGCGGGAUCUACAGCUAGCCGAGACGGACCAGACUCUGAGGGAGCUCCAGUUCUGCACCUUUGACGGUGUGUUUGUUUGGAAGAUCGCUGACUUCUCACGCCGCCGGCAGGACGCUGUGGCCGGGCGAACACCCGCCAUGUUCUCACCAGCGUUCUAUUCCAGUAAAUAUGGCUAUAAGAUGUGUCUAAGACUGUAUCUGAAUGGGGACGGAACAGGUCGAGGGACACACCUUUCUCUUUUCUUUGUGGUGAUGAGGGGCAAGUGUGACGCUCUGCUCAAAUGGCCCUUCAGUCAGAAAGUGACUCUGAUGCUGCUGGAUCAGAAUAACAGGGAGCAUAUUAUUGACGCCUUCCGACCUGAUGUCAGCUCCACCUCUUUCCAGCGGCCAAUCAGUGAGAUGAACAUAGCCAGUGGCUGCCCACUCUUCUGCCCAUUAGCUAAACUGACAGGCAAGAGCUCCUACCUUAGGGAUGAUACCAUUUUCAUCAAGGCCAUUGUAGACCUCACAGGCUUGUAGAGGCUGUGGAAGCCCCCUACACAAAGGCACAAAACGCAGACUAAUAUAUAUAACUUCUGAAAUGACAUGAUAUAAGUAAUAUUAUUAUAAAAUGCAUAUAUUUAUUAUUAUAAGUAUAUCAUAGACACUGUUUAUUUUGCUGGCUGAAGGCACUGAAAUGAAAAUGAAUUCUGCUAGCAGAUCUUUUCAAUUGGUUUAAACAGAGAGAAAUAGGGUGAGUGAUAUGGCCAACCCAAGUGUUGGCUCUGACUACUAGAAGUGCAGUAUUAUGGAGAGGAUGCCGUGACUUUUUUUGAAUGCAAGGCAAUAGGAGCUUGUCAAAAUUGGUCAGAAAAUAGGCUUAUUGCACAUAAAUCACGUUAUGUAUUUCUAUCAUAUUUUCCAAUAUUUCUUAAUUUAGAGACACUGAUGUGAUCGUGCCUAAAUGACACUGUCAAGUUGUGAAAAACUAAUUUUACUUGAGGUAGCACCUGUUGUACACAUGGACAAGGAUGUGUUAGAGAUCCUGCCCAUUCAUCAUGUGAGCAGGCACAACUUUUUAAAUGGCAAAACCAACCGGUCGGUAAUUUAUAUUAAAGAAAUGUUCCACAAACUCCGCCUAGUGCUUUCUCAAAAAAGCUACAAGCCGGUCCCAAGCCCGGAUAAAGGAGGAUGGGUUAGGUUAUGCAUAAGACUAGCAGGCGCAAUCUGUAAAAAUAAAAUAAAAAAUGUGGGGGGGGGGGGCAACAGUACAAUUGUACUAGUUGAUCAUAGAUGGCAAAUGCUCCUUGAGGAGCAAUGGGCCUAACUAAGUAGCUAAGAGCAUUCCAAAAACAUAAGUACGCUUUCCCAUUUAAACAGUUGUGCACUCGCAUCCAGUAGCGGUGUGUGGGUAAAAUCACUGGGGAAGCCAAGCCAGGGGAGGAAAAGCCAUAUUACAACCUGUGUGUCGUGAUCAUUGCGUUGUUUGCUCUAUGAUC
Salvelinus namaycush (lake trout) is the source of this 2712-nucleotide messenger RNA. RefSeq names its product TNF receptor-associated factor 2-like. The coding region runs from base 185 to 1753 and encodes 522 amino acids. Gene Ontology annotation, molecular function: tumor necrosis factor receptor binding; zinc ion binding; ubiquitin protein ligase binding. Gene Ontology annotation, biological process: activation of NF-kappaB-inducing kinase activity; positive regulation of canonical NF-kappaB signal transduction; protein autoubiquitination. The transcript has 11 exons. NCBI's taxonomy places the organism in Eukaryota, Metazoa, Chordata, Actinopteri, Salmoniformes, Salmonidae. The record is from RefSeq and is a predicted model, not a curated record. Gene Ontology annotation, cellular component: cytoplasmic side of plasma membrane; plasma membrane signaling receptor complex.